AUGCUGCAAGGCUAUCAGUUGCAGGGGUUUGAUAAACUGUCGCCCUUUGCCAAAAUUACGGUCCCUGAAUUUUAUAAGGAGCCGGAGUUCACAAGGAAAUAUGACGGCAUCGGAUGUCCGAAGACUCAUUUGAAGUACUAUCUGGGCAAGAUGGCUCGUUAUUCAGAUAAUCCCCCACUUCUGAUCAAUUCUUUUCAGGACAGCCUGGUUGGUCCUGCGUUAACUUGGUUCAUAGAGUUGGACAUGGAGAAAUUCCGUACUUGGGAAGAUCUCGUUGAUGAAUUCCUUCAGCAAUGCAAAUUCAAUACUGAAAUCGCUUCGACUCGAGAAGAAUUAGUUCGGGUCGAGAAAAGAAGAACUGAAUCAUUUAGGGCCUACGCUCAAAGAUGGAGGGUCACUGCGUCUCAAGUAAAACCGCCAUUGUCUGAGAAAGAGACCAUGAAGUUGCUGCUUCAAGCUAUGCCCUGUGAUUUUUUCGAAAAGAUGUACAACCAUAUUUGUAUGAACUUUGCUACAUUUGUAGAGUUAGGAGAACGCAUCGAAGGGAUCAUGCGGGAAGGAAGGUUGUCUGAGAACACAAAUUGUCGAUAUACCCCGAAGAGGGAUAAGGAAUUGACUGUGGAGAUCGCUUAUGUACAAAAUUCCUCUUCUCAGAAGCCGUAUAAUCCUCAAGCUCAUAAACGCGCCAUAGAGGUAGGGGGUUCUUCCAGGAACUUUGAGCAUAAAGGAAAAGCCCCUCAAAGGCAAUUUACUCCAUUACCUAGGCCCAUGUCCCAACUACUUCCAAUGUUGAUCGAAAAUCAUCUUGUGGCGAAAGAGAUCCCGAGGGAUAAUCCGCCAAAGUAUGUUGGGUACAACCCUAAUAAGGCAUGUGAAUAUCAUAUGGGAGAGAAAGAUCAUCAUGUGGAUAACUGUUUCGUGCUCCGUUAUAAGAUCCAUAAUUUGCUAGAUAAAAAGCUGCUCACCUUCAAGGAUUCAGCACCGAAUGUCCAACAAAAUCCUCUUCCAAAGCAUUCUGAAAAUGUCAACAUGAUUUAUGGGGAUGUUGAUGAAGAUAUACCCUUGAUGGAUACCCAGGAGAUGAAACAGAGCAUGCCAUUCGAUGAUCACCAGUUGAAAGGUCACAUCGUUCAUGAAGAAGACUUUAUUUCAAUUUUGCCAAAGGAUAAAGAGGUCUACUCAUAUGACACGGAAGAGGGAUACAAAACUUCCCAUUCAGACCGUGAAUUUGUGAAGAAAGCCCGUGAGAAGGGUGGGGUAGUAGACACCUUGGGACAACCAAGUGGGAAAUACGACUUUAUAGUCAAGUAUACUCCUCCAAGUUAUUUCCAAAACUCUAAAGACAUCGUCCCUAGUGGAUGGGGAGAGGAAUUCAAGGAUGAAUUCAUGGCUAUGAUUGAAUCUGUUGUAAUUGAUCUGACUAAAGGAAAAAUCCCAUGUGGGAGUGAUACAACUGCUAAGAGUGUCAUUGAAGUCGGCUCAUUGGUUGAUAAUUUUGGAGCCAUGAAGAUCUCAAACACGGGUUUUGGUCCUGUUGUGAUCGAGUUACCACCAGAAUUAGGUGAAUGUUCUAACACUAAAGUGAUUCCUAUUUUUGACACUAGGGCGGUCCCUUGGAAUUAUAAUACAAAUGAAAUCGACGCCGUCACCCGAUCGGGUCGAAUCUACCCACCACGUGAAGGUGAGGAAAAGAAGGCUGUAACUGAUGAGGAACCUGAACAACUCCUUAAAACACUCAAGACAAGUGAGGCUGAAGUGAUUGAUCAAUUGCGCAAGAUGCCUGCGCAGAUUUCUCUAUGGGAGCUCUUCAAGACCUCUGAAAAGCAUAGAAAUGCUCUCCUCAAAAUUUUAAAUGAAGUUCAUGUACCCGAGGCUAUUGGAGAAGUACAGUUGGAGGAGUUUGUGGGUGCAAUACUUCUAAGAGAUCAAAUUACUUUCUCUGAGAGAGACCUCCCUCUUGAGGGCCAAGCACACACUAAGGCGUUAUAUGUGUCUGCUCAACAUUUUGAGACAAAGAUUUCGAAGGUCCUGAUCGAUAAUGGCUCUGCCUUGAACAUUUGCCCUUUAUCCACCCUUCAUAAAUUAGGGAUAGGAAUGGAAAAUGUCUCUUCUCCAACAAUUCCUGUUCGAGCCUUUGAUGGGAUGAAGAGAGAAACAAUAGGGGAAAUCGAUUUACCACUGACGAUUGGCCCUAUUACCAUGACUCAAAAGUUUCAAGUACUGGAUAUCCCGAGCAACUUUAGCCUGCUACUGGGACGGCCUUGGAUCCAUGCUGCAGGAAUUAUUCCUUCUAGUCUUCAUCAGAUGAUGAAACUUCCUAUCAAUGGAAAGAUUGUGACUAUUCGACGUGAAAGAGAUGUGGAGACUUUCAAUAACACGGCCAUACCUUUCAUUGAGCCUGAUGUUAAGAGAGAGUCGAGCUAUCACUCGUUUGAGAUGGUGUCUGUCACUCAUGUGCCUGUUGGGUCGAUUAUCAGAAAGCCUCGGUUCUCAGAGGCUUCCCUGAUGGCAAGUAGAGAAUUGCUCAAAAAUGGUUUUGCUAUGGGGAAAGGUUUGGGUAAGUCAGCCCAAGGCAUGCCAGAUCCUAUUAAAGUGGUCAAAAUCAACAAGCGUGAAGGCCUGGGUUAUCAAGGCGAUCGUAAGGGUCAAGGUAAUCGCAAAGGCCCAAACAUCAAGGGUAAAAGCUACCAACGUCUCUUGCCUCUACCUUUGAAAGAUUUCUUUCCUGGUUCGCCUAAGCUCUUGCAAGAAGAAGAGGCCAAUGUUUAUCACUUUGCUGAUUUGUUUGAAGAUGGUCUAGUUGGCACUAUUAGUGAAGAUCAAGAGCCUACAAUUCCCACUGUGUAA
Eucalyptus grandis is the source of this 2847-nucleotide messenger RNA. RefSeq lists its product as uncharacterized. The record is from RefSeq and is a predicted model, not a curated record. NCBI's taxonomy places the organism in Eukaryota, Viridiplantae, Streptophyta, Magnoliopsida, Myrtales, Myrtaceae. The transcript has a single exon. Bases 1 to 2847 code for a protein of 948 amino acids. Gene Ontology annotation, molecular function: nucleic acid binding.